AUGAACGUGAACAUCGUGAACAAGGACCGCUACAAAACAGAGCUCUGUAGAAAAUUCAUGGAGAACAGUUCAUGCCCCUACAGCAAGAAGUGCCAGUUUGCUCAUGGAUACCACGAACUGAAACCUGUCACUAGGCACCCCAGGUACAGGACAGAGUUGUGCAGAGAGUACUUCAACCAUGGACUCUGCACGUAUGGAACCAGAUGCAACUUCAUUCAUCAACUUCCUGGAGAAGAAGACAAAAAGGAAACCAAAGAUUUAAAUUCUGUUGGCAAAGCUGACGAUGACGCUAAUGACGACAACCUUCUUGGGGGAAUUUCCAAUGUUGAAGGUUGCAACGAGCGCCCAUACACUCCGAGCAAUGAUUCAGGUCAGCGCAUUAAAAUAUUCCAACUACUCGGUCUUACAGCCCAUUUUGAAAAAUUGUAA
Molecule: messenger RNA, 429 nt
Organism: Helobdella robusta
Lineage: Eukaryota; Metazoa; Annelida; Clitellata; Rhynchobdellida; Glossiphoniidae
Exons: 2
Coding region: 1-429 (142 amino acids)
Molecular function (GO): mRNA binding; metal ion binding
Source: RefSeq, a predicted model, not a curated record